GAUUAGUUGCAAAUACACUGGAUGUAUUUCUGCUAGCUAGGAAGCAACGUACACAGUGACAGUGUCUGUAAUGUAGAUUCAUUUUUUUUCAAUUUUUCAAAAUUUUUCAAUCGAAAAGAAUUGGUUUAGAAGCAGCUCGUGCAAAAUUUCCUUGCCGUCAGCUCGCUAAUAACAAAGAGAAUUUUUAAUAAAAAAUGAUCUAUUAAAACGAGAUGAAAUUUGAAAAGGAAAGAAUUAAAGUUUUGUACUUAAGAAAGUCCGUGCCGCGUUUAACUACAGCUUUUCCAUAGCGACAAGAAAACAUUAAUUUUUUAUUUGUUUUGCUAUAUAAAGCAAGUGUGCAAGAGUGCCUUUCAAAAGGAGCUCGUGAGUUUUGAAUCAUUAAAUAUGGGACCAAAAAAUGUAUUUGAACGUAGCCUUGUAUUAUUGAUCCUUUUGGUGCAAGGUUUGGUCGGCGCUGAUAAAACUUGCAAUGCGUGUGGUCAGAUACCUUUCCACGUCGAACAGGGAAUUGCAGGCAGAUACUUGGAUGAUGGCCGAAACCUAAAGGUGCAAAGUGUCAACACGCACUCGGAAUGUUUCUCGGAGUGCUCGUUUGACUGCCGUUGUAUGUCGUUCACUGUUUGUGGGAAGUCUUGUUACUUAAAUGCUGGAAGUCGAAAGUUGGCAAAAAAUUCGCUGUUGCUUCGGCCCGGUUGCCGUUACUACGAUUUCCCAGUGUUCGAGCGUAUAUGUGAUUCACUACCCAGUCCGCCAAGAGUUUGCUGCCUUCCUGGAUCGCCGUUGUGUUAUAACGGAGCUACAUGUGUUGUCAACGUCACUGACACCACCAGAAGAUUCGAAUGCAAGUGCCCAACGGGUUUCUAUGGAGAGCAAUGUCAAAUACAAAAUCCUAAAACAUGCAUGGACUAUUGGAAAGACGAAAUCAAACCGAAGUCUGGAAGGUAUACCAUUCGUGCGCAGGGCGAAUCGUUUGAAGUUUAUUGUGAUUUCGACUCCGAAAAAGACAUCGCGUGGACGCUUUUCGAGUCGUUUGAUCUCCAACAUGAGCACCUUCUUAACUACCCGUUUUCACAGAAUCAUGCAAUACACGAAAUUCGUUUCAACUGGGAGCUCUUUCGACUUCCUAAGUCGGUCAUGUCUGGCAUCGCUUCACGUUCGACAUUUUGGAGGGCAACCUGUUCAUACUCUGUGUAUGGCAUUGACUUCAGGGACUACAUAAGGGUGCGUUUAUCGAUUAUGAACCCCCUAGAAUACGAUUUGAAAAAGGAAGCAAGAAAACGUUUACCUGUAGAUUACUUCGACAUAAAAGGCACGAAUUGCGUUAAUUGCACACAAACAUUUAUCCAAAGUAAAAGCGGAAAGCGAAUGCUCCAUAUCGAUCUCCAAUUCAGUCGUCGUAUCCAUAAAUGUAGUUUUGAAAUAUCAAAGGUUCGUCAUCAAUGUGGCGAAGUGCAUGCAAGACUUCUUGGGUUUUAUCACGAAUGUUCAGAUCCUGAACACCGAUGCAGUGAGAAGAUGACGUCCACAACUGAAUAUUGGUUCGGCACUACCAAGAGCGGAACUAAAAAGUAGCCGCAAGG
Dendronephthya gigantea is the source of this 1583-nucleotide messenger RNA. RefSeq lists its product as uncharacterized. The record is from RefSeq and is a predicted model, not a curated record. Bases 388 to 1575 code for a protein of 395 amino acids. The transcript has 2 exons. NCBI's taxonomy places the organism in Eukaryota, Metazoa, Cnidaria, Anthozoa, Malacalcyonacea, Nephtheidae.